UCGCGUAGGUUGUAUGUACGCCAGUACAGUCGACGCUUGGCCAGUUAGUGGAUCGCACAGACGUUUUUGUAUAAAUAAAUUUGUGUAUUAAUCUAUAGACGAAUUUAAAAAUAAUUAUUAUGAAGAUGUCAGUAUUGAGAGCGAUCGCUAUUUUCCUUUGCGGGUUAAUAUUGCAAGUAUGCAGUGCGCAGAUGAUGUUCCCUGGAUCCUGCCCAGAUGUAGCCGCUAUGAGUGAUUUUAAUGCUAAUCGAUACUUGGGUAAAUGGUAUGAAGCUGAGAAAUAUUUCGCAGCAUUCGAAUUCGGAGGCAAGUGUAUCACUGCCAAUUAUGAUCUGAAUGAAAAUGGUGUAAUAAGCGUCCUCAAUAGACAGAUAAGCUCUUUUACUGGCAUGAAGUCCGAGAUAAAAGGGGAAGCGAUGCAAGUGAGCCGGUCCGAUGUAGGCAAGCUCUCUGUCCGGUUCCCAUCUCUACCCGUCAAGGUGGACGCACCCUACUGGGUCGUUGACACCGACUACGACAACUUCGCACUAGUGUGGAGUUGCUACGAAUUUGGCGUCUUCCAUACAAGGAAUGCAUGGAUAUUAACCAGAGAGCGAGACCCACCUGUUGAAACUUUAGAAAAGGCGUACGCAGCCGCUGAUAAGAACAACAUCAACCGAACUUACUUCCUGCGAACAGACCAAAAGAAUUGCCCUAGCGAUGACUAAAU
Molecule: messenger RNA, 709 nt
Organism: Nymphalis io (European peacock)
Lineage: Eukaryota; Metazoa; Arthropoda; Insecta; Lepidoptera; Nymphalidae
Product: apolipoprotein D-like
Exons: 5
Coding region: 120-707 (195 amino acids)
Biological process (GO): brain development; tissue regeneration; lipid transport
Molecular function (GO): lipid binding
Source: RefSeq, a predicted model, not a curated record